ACAUUCGUAAAAAGAAAUUCGUUUCGUUCGGAGGUGUGCGGCACUGAAGGAUCAACCAAUCAAACUAACCAACCAACAACUGAGCAAGACCAAUUAAGUCCUCACGGCAAACUAAAAAUAAUAAAUUUUCGAGAGAUAUUCCAUUCCAAUAAAAUCUACAGUUCUAUAAUAUAAAAUGGCCGGAGGUAAAGCUGGAAAAGAUUCAGGAAAAGCAAAGGCCAAAGCUGUCUCACGCUCUGCCAGAGCUGGCUUACAGUUUCCUGUGGGUCGUAUUCAUCGUCAUCUGAAAAGCCGUACAACAUCCCAUGGUCGUGUUGGAGCUACUGCUGCCGUCUAUUCUGCGGCCAUCCUCGAAUAUCUGACCGCCGAAGUUUUGGAAUUGGCUGGAAACGCUUCAAAAGAUUUAAAAGUCAAACGUAUCACCCCCCGUCAUUUGCAGUUGGCCAUUCGUGGUGACGAAGAAUUGGACAGUCUUAUCAAAGCAACCAUUGCCGGAGGUGGUGUGAUUCCACACAUUCACAAAUCUCUAAUUGGCAAAAAGGAAGACAACGUACAAGAACCGCAAAGAAAAAAUACCGUUAUUCUAUCGCAAGGGUAUUAACUUUAAUUUUUCUUUUUAAUUUCUAUAUUUCUAUUGCUAAUGAUAAUAAGAAUAAUAAUAUAAACACACCAUAAAACAUAAAAUAAUAAAUUUUAUAAAUGCCCCGACCGCCCCCUUUCUUUUUCGCUACCUAAAAGAAACACAAAGAUCACAAGACAAAAAAACACAACACGUUGAAUACGUUUAAUUUCAUAACCUUAACUUAGAAUCUGUCAUAGUUUCCCUUCACAUUUAUACACAACAAAUUAAUUAUUUUUGUUUUCUCUCUUUUGUCGGCAAUUGAACUUUUUUUUUAAUUAUACUU
Stomoxys calcitrans (stable fly) is the source of this 905-nucleotide messenger RNA. It is a transcript of the gene His2Av, whose product is annotated as histone H2A.v. The record is from RefSeq and is a predicted model, not a curated record. NCBI's taxonomy places the organism in Eukaryota, Metazoa, Arthropoda, Insecta, Diptera, Muscidae. Gene Ontology annotation, cellular component: nucleosome. Gene Ontology annotation, molecular function: DNA binding; protein heterodimerization activity; structural constituent of chromatin. The coding region runs from base 176 to 601 and encodes 141 amino acids. The transcript is spliced from 4 exons.